AUGUCAGGCUGCAAGGGGCUAUGGACCAAUGGCCCUCUGGGUCUCAAUCACGCAGGGAGAGAACAAUCAUUUGCGGAGUGCCGCCAUGCGCUUGGCCGCGUGUGCCGGACAAAGGUGGACGAGCUCGGUAGUCAGACAGGUGACAAGGUUAGCUCGAUGCAUGAUCGUACAGGGGCGUGCAUCCUGCGACUGCCAGAACUAGAUAGCAGAAAGGACAUCGACCGCGUUGUUGCAUGUUAUCUAGCACUGAACUGCAGCGUUAUCGGCUGCGGUGUGAUGACGUUUGACCGGACCAUCCGUUCAACGGGCAGUCAAGGAUCCCUUGACCAUUGCACCAGCCUCGUGAGUUGCGAUAAGCAAACGGUGGGGGCCAUUGCUCCCAGGGAAGGUCAUCUUGAAAGGAGAGUUUGCAAAGGCUGGUAUUCUGAACACGUGGUCUGCUCAGUCAAGGGAUAUCUUUGCGCUGGAAUGCUGGGAAGGCUCGAGGCUAAAUUCCUUUUUCGGUUCAAAAUGGAUGUUGAUGCCUCCUGCAAUUUCCCCAUGUGUUGGGAUGUGUUGGAUGAGGAUCCGAAGUAUAUUUUGUGGGUCACCGGUGCACUGUAG
Molecule: messenger RNA, 603 nt
Organism: Aspergillus niger
Lineage: Eukaryota; Fungi; Ascomycota; Eurotiomycetes; Eurotiales; Aspergillaceae
Exons: 5
Coding region: 1-603 (200 amino acids)
Source: RefSeq, a predicted model, not a curated record